CCUGUGGCUCACACAAAAAUACAUCCUGAUCAGAAACUAGGUGAAAGUGUUCAGCAACUUCUUCUAGCAAAAAUUGCAGUCUACUUAAUGACCUUCUUAAUAGUCACAGUGGCAUGGGCAGCUCAUGUAAGGUUGUUUCAGGUGAUAGAGCUUAUAGAUGAUGUCCUUGCUCUUCUAAAUCUGGCAUGUAUGAUGAUCAUAACUUUCUUGCCAUACACAUUUUCCUUAAUGGCUUCCUUUCCAGAGGUACCUUUUGGCAUUUUCCUGUUCAGUGUCUGUGCUGUUGUCAUUGGCCUUAUACAGGCUGUGAUAGUAGCAUAUGGCUUCUAUCACCCACACUUACUGAAUCAACAGAUACAGGUGUCUGAAAAUCAGAAUUUCUAUAAACGUCAUAUCUUAAAGAUUAUCCUAAGAGGACCGAUUUUAUGCUUUUUAGCAGCCAUCUGCUCUUUUUUCUUUAUUCCAUUGUCUUAUGUACUUCUUGGGCUCGUAAUCGUUUUUCCGCACCUCACUCGAUUCAUUACGUGGUGUAAAACUAAGAUUGUUGGUCAUAGAGAUGAAGAGGAGGAACACCAUAGCUUAGAAACCUUCACUUUUUACCUCAGUGAGCCUCUGAGUAAGGAACGAGUUGAAGGAUUCAGUGACGGAGUCUAUGCUAUUGUAGCAACCCUGCUUAUUUUGGAUAUAUGUGAAGACAACGUCCCUGAUCCCAGAGAAGUUGAGAAGAAAUUCCAUGGCAGCCUUCUUGAAGCUUUAAGUGAAUAUGGGCCAAACUACCUUGCCUACUUUGGCUCAUUUGUAACCAUCGGUCUCCUGUGGUUUGUCCAUCACUCACUUUUCCUUUACGUUACAAAAGCUACACGAUUAAUGGGACUGCUUAACAUACUUUCAUUGGCUUUCAUUGGUGGGCUUCCACUAGCUUACCAGCUGACCAGUGAGUUUGCAGAGAAGUCUCACAAUGAAAUAGAAGCCAUUCAGGUCAGCUGUGUUAUCACUUUCUUUGCCAGCAUAUUUCAGUUUGCAAUAUGGACUACAGCCCUCCUCCAUGAAAGGGAAACUUUGCAUCCUUUUGCUAGAUAUGGUGGCAAGGAGCAUGCCUUCAUGUUUGCCAAGCUGGCUCUCUACCCCUGUGUAAGCCUUGGGGUCUUCUUUCUAACAUGCUUAUUAAGUGAAUUUAGCACAGCAAUUUUCCAUCUUAUGCAGAUUGUAAUCCCGUUUGCUUUUCUUGCCUUGCGCAUUUUUGUUAGAAUUUCUUUAACUGUCCUAAGGUCCAUGAUAUCUCUCUCCAGACGGAAGGUAGUAUUGUUAGAAGAAGAGGAGGCAUGUUUGUCUCCUACUGAAACACUGUCCUAAAUUUCUGUGCAGUGCAUGUGAAGUUAGAACAUUAACUUCAGUUCUUCUGACUCACAUUAUCUUCAUGUUUGGACUAUACUGACCUAAACUAAAGCCUUCAUUGUCCAUAACUGGGGCAUAUUU
This is a messenger RNA of Nestor notabilis (Kea), 1476 nucleotides long. It is a transcript of the gene TMEM175, whose product is annotated as transmembrane protein 175. Lineage: Eukaryota; Metazoa; Chordata; Aves; Psittaciformes; Psittacidae. The record is from RefSeq and is a predicted model, not a curated record. Gene Ontology annotation, molecular function: potassium ion leak channel activity; proton channel activity. The transcript has 9 exons. Gene Ontology annotation, cellular component: endosome; lysosome. The coding region runs from base 88 to 1353 and encodes 421 amino acids.